AUGGCCUCGAUCAAGGAUAAGCAAACCAAACACAUUAAAACCUUCUUCUUCUCUUACACAAAUGAGUCCAUCGCCCUCCAAACCCAAAAGAAAGCACCACCCCCGCCCCCCGCAGAAUCUACGCCCCACCGUUUCCUCGGAGUCCGUCGACGACCCUGGGGUCGAUAUGCCGCCGAGAUCAGAGAUCCUUCCACCAAAGAGCGUCAUUGGCUCGGCACCUUCGACACCGCCGAGGACGCCGCCAUUGCCUACGACCGUGCUGCCCGCUCCCUCCGCGGCUCCCUCGCUCGCACCAACUUCCUCUACUCCGACUCUCCGCCCCCUCCUCCCCCACUCUACUCUGCCUCCAUUCACCACCCCAAUCAGCCUCCUCUGUUUUCUUCCUCUGCUUCCACCCACUCCUCCCUCUCUUCUCCACCAAUUCCCCCCGCCGGAGACUCCCUUUCCGGAAUCAUCUCCGGCGAUUACGACGCCAGCGCUGAGCUUCCGCCAUUUCUCCCGGCGAUUUCCUCGGAAUCGGUGGAUUGUGAUUAUAAUAAUUACGGUGUGAUGGAAUCGCAGAACGUUGGAUUUGAAUGCUUUGAUCAAUCAUCAAUUGGAAUCGGGUCGUGUUUGGGAUUUGAUUCGAGCAGUGAUUAUAUAUAUAAUCCGAUGUUGGGUUCGAUGCCGACGGUUUCCGACGUCGGCGCCGGUGAUUUUGAGUCCCCGGCGGGUAAUUUCUAUUUGCCUCAGUCUUCAGAUUACUGA
Cucumis sativus (cucumber) is the source of this 747-nucleotide messenger RNA. Its product is annotated as ethylene-responsive transcription factor LEP-like. The transcript is spliced from 2 exons. Gene Ontology annotation, molecular function: DNA-binding transcription factor activity; DNA binding. The record is from RefSeq and is a predicted model, not a curated record. The coding region runs from base 1 to 747 and encodes 248 amino acids. Gene Ontology annotation, biological process: regulation of DNA-templated transcription. NCBI's taxonomy places the organism in Eukaryota, Viridiplantae, Streptophyta, Magnoliopsida, Cucurbitales, Cucurbitaceae.